Messenger RNA from Lingula anatina, 4658 nucleotides. Its product is annotated as Kv channel-interacting protein 4. The record is from RefSeq and is a predicted model, not a curated record. Gene Ontology annotation, molecular function: calcium ion binding. NCBI's taxonomy places the organism in Eukaryota, Metazoa, Brachiopoda, Lingulata, Lingulida, Lingulidae.
CUGAAACCACAGCUAUAGGGUUUGUAGAUAGAAGAGUUUUCUGGUGCUUGAAUGGAAGUCAUUAAGUGAAAGAUCGAAGAAUACACAUACUAAGGAUACAUGCUUUAAUGCAUGGCUUCAAUUGAACUCUCCUAGAUUAAGGGAUGGUGAAGUGUCCCGACUUGCUGAAUUUUCAUAUACUGAUUUCAGCUGUGUACAGUGUGACACCAAAUCCCUGGUAUUUACUGAAGUUCUUCUGGUUAAUUGGAUUGACUUAUCAGUUACUACCAACUGAAAUCUCCAAUCAAAGUCAACUUGGUAACCACUGAUGAUAUAUUUUUAUACCAGUCUACUAGUACAGACAGGCACAGUGCUGGUAGACUGAUCUUUCUGCAUGAAAAUGGUUAAUCUGGAUGAGUACUCGAGAAAACUGCUGGUUGGUUUGUGUUUUUGUGGAAUUAAGUGUAUUACCGGGCCAAUUGCUGGCUAUAGCUAUUUUUGAUGGACACAACUCAACAGGCAUCAGCUGGACCAGGCUAUCUGACUACAAGUUAACACUAUGAUACCAGCAUCAUCUACCUAAGAUAUCCCACUAAAUGUAGCAGUUACCUGGAAAGUGGAGAAAGAACUUCAAUUAUAUAUGGCAUAACCUACAUUCUUUCUCUCUAGACAACUGGCAUAAAUGUACUGAGAGUUUUGGUCCCAGACUGUGCUAGUCAACUUCUUCACAGCUAGGAUUGUGUUGCUGAUUUUUUUAGAACAUCGAUGCAAGUGCACCAGCAGACUACAGAUCAGGCAAGAAACAGAUCGGAGAUGACAGAGAGUCGGGUUGGGUGAUGUUCAAAAAAACUCACUAAAUAUGUCAAUUGAAUGUACUUUUUACUAGCCCUCCGUUCAUUCAGUGUAAAGUAAGACGGAAAGUUAGCUGAUUUAGUGUUGGACGGACAGGAAAAAGUGAUCUCCUCAGUCAUUACUGGGCUUCUAGGGUCAGGCUCUAAAUAGAAACCAGAAAACAACUUGGGAACACAACAAAUCAGGAAAGAUGGCGAUGAUUGGGAAUGUGGCGAGCAUGGCCUACAGAUGGGGGCGUAGAAUGUCGCGUCGAAUGUCCCGUAGGAACCUGGUGCCAGUUGACCCCCAGAAGGAAGAAGGUAAAAAAGAAGACAAUGACCUGGACGACUUGGAGAUGCAAGUGGUGCGUUACAAGCCAGAGGGGCUGGAUGCAUUGUGCCGCAAUACCAAAUUUUCAAGGAAGGAGUUACAGAUAAUGUAUAGGGGGUUCAAACAGGUGGCUGUAACUGUUGGACUUUCUGUGUCUCAAAAAGAAAAUCAGAAGGAAUGCCCCACUGGGAUAGUUAACGAAGAGACAUUCAAGGAAAUCUAUGCCCAGUUCUUCCCGCAAGGUGGUGAGUAUGCAGGUCAACCUGGACGUGAAUCCAGCCAGUAUGCACAUUAUGUGUUCAGCACGUUUGACAGAGACAACAAUGGAUCCAUUAGCUUUGAAGAGUUUGUGGUUGGUCUAUCAGUAUUGUCUCGAGGCUCCUUGCAGGAGAAACUCCAGUGGGCUUUCUCUCUGUAUGACAUCAAUAACGAUGGUGUGAUUUCAAAAGAUGAAAUGACGAGUAUUAUAACAGCUAUAUAUGAUCUCAUGGGAAGGUGUUCGGAGCCAUUUGUUGAUGAAAAUACAAUACGAGAUCAUGUGGACAGAGUGUUUCAGAAAAUGGACCUGAACAAAGAUGGUUUUAUCUCUAUGGAUGAGUUCAUGGAAGCUUGCAGAGGGGACAAGGAUGUGGUGGAUGACUUAGUUAAGAAGCUUACCUCGUCUUUAAUUGCCAUGCCAGCCAAGAUCCCUGCUACUUUACCACAUAAGAUGCGAGUAUAUCGAAGUCUUUAGGGGUGUUUGACACUGUUCUUUGACCAAGACUUAACAUUUCCAACCCUUUUGAACUGACCAUGUCACUGUCAGCACUGCAGUGAGGCACUACUAACACACAUACUGUCAAUGCAGUCACAAUGAUGGCAAUGUUAUCAAUUAAUAAUAAUAACAACUGUCAUCAUUAUCACCAAAGUGUAACCCCCUGUCUCAUAACAUAAUACCCAGACCUGGGUUCACCUGUGCUCAUUUGCUGCUUCCCUGGACACUGGCAGCUUAAGGAAGAAUGUACAGUAUAUCCUAUUGACUUGUGCAGCAAAUGUGACAUUCAACUUCUGAUGGCCUGGUAUCUACUAAUACCCUGGCCACCCUGAAGAGCUGUCAUCAGAAAGUGAAUAGUUGGAGUCCAGGAGGCCACUAGGAAAACAUUAGAUUACCAGGGUGCAGCUCCAGGAGACUGAAACCCAUUUCAUUUGAUUGAUCAAAGAGGAAGGGAUGCUAUCGCAGUUCACCAGCAUUUAGAAUGUGUGGGAUGAGCACAUUCAGGUGGUCAUGUAUUGAUGAGGUAUUCUUUGUUAUCUGGUGAUUGCAAAAAAGAAAAAAAAAAAAAAGCACGUACAUGCCCUUGCUAAAUGACAAAUUACAGAAGAUGGCGAUUCUCAGGUGGAGAUCAGUCAACUGACCUUAUAUAAAUUUAGAUGUUGAUUGAUUUAACCAGGUAAUUUUCUUCUUGGAGACAUACUGUAAAAUUCCCACAUCAAAAGAAAAAAGGAAAAAAAUUGCUCCAUCUUACAAGAAACCAUGUAAAUAAAACCAGUAUGUCAUCGUUAGCACAGGUGAUUAAUUAUGAUAGUGUAAUUUAUAUAAUUGAUUUAUAUUUCCUUACUUAUUUAUGAAACCGAAAUUAAUAAGCUUUGUCAUGCAAUCCACAGGUUAAAUAGUAAUGAAAGCAUUUUUUUAAAUGUAAGAAGUAGCUAAUGCUACUGGUCAUUGUGAGGAAUGAAUUGUUAAACAGAUAUUACUUAACCUGUCUGGCAACUUUGCUCUUUGAGAAGAUAAAUUCAAUAUUUUGACCUGUUCUGGUGAUCUCUGACACCACUUUCUCUUGUGUACAGACACUUACUGUGUAAGUGUGCUGAAAUAUUCACAUUUGAAUCAAUGGAGCAUUGUAAUACGAAAGACCUUUACAUCACUCUUGACAUUUAUUUGGUGUUUGUAUCAGACAUGGCAAUAAAAGUACAUGUACAGAUGCUGUAGGGGUUCAAAGUAGCCAAAUGUGUAACAGCAUUGUGUUCAAGUUGGUGCAUUUGAAAAAGGUAGGUAGGUUGAGAGAAUGAUUGCAUCUUACCAAUCUUCUCUACCACAGUGACUUCAAGCAGGAGUGCAUUCUUCUGGUGGAUGUGUUCCUACACUGUAUAUAGAUAAAGAGUUUGGACAGUUAAUACCAGAUACUUAAGUCACCAACAUAGUCUUGGAUACUCAUAAGUGCUGUUAUCCUUUGCUCAUACAGACAUGUACUUAAACACUAGGAUCCUAGUAUUUAACAGACGUAUGCUUUAAUCACCAUUAUAGUAUUUAUGCUAAUGAGAGUUUGUUUUAAGAAAUUUAAAACUUGACCUCUUUUUAAUAUUUAAACUUUUUUGUUCCUUUAGUAUGGUUUGAAAUAUUACCAAGUAUAAAUUAUAUAUAUAGCAUAUUCCUAGAAAUUAACAGUAUUUAAUUUUGUUUGUUUGAAUAUCUCUGUUUUUAAUAGAAUGAGAUCUACUUGGAAGUGAAGGCUCAAGGCAUAUUGAAUCUCCUAGAAAAGAGAUGGAUGUAAUCAAUAUAAAAUUAAUACUGAAACAUCUCGGGCACCCACACAAUACUCCUUUUCAUGGUUUAAAAUAUUACCUUCCUCUACCUCAGACAAAGAAUGGGGGUGAAGUACAACAAAGGCUCCAUUGCCGCUCAAAGAUAAUUGUGUCUUGAACAAAAAUUUAUUGAGAUCACUAAAAGAAAAAAGUACGCAAGUAGAACAAUAAAGGUAAUUAUUGUGCUACUUUUGAAAUUCCUGUAACACUGGUUGCAUGCUCUGCACGUAAAAGAGGAAAUAAUGGUGCAGUGAACUAGUGUGUUUCAUUCUAAUAAGCAGUAAGCCACAGCUUCCAAUUAUGAAGGUGCUACACAGUGUAUGGGUAAAUAAUGCAAUAUUAAUGUGUACAAAGUCAAAGAAACUCAUUAUUAGUAGUAUCACUGAAAUUGUGAUGAUUCUCAUUAAUUUUUAAAGAAUGAAGUGUUCCAAUAUUUACAUGAAUAUAAUAAAUGUGGUUUUCUUUCUGUUUUGUCGUCAUCAUGUAGGCUUAAGAAAUUUAAUAUUAGCAUUGGUUAGAAAAAGCUUCUUUGUGGUACAAAUUCAACCUUAUUUUUGGCUUUUUAUUCUACAAUUAUGAAUGUUAAAAAUGUAGAUAUGCUAAGUUCAUACCAAGCUCAUCCAUGCAUUAUAGUUGUAGUGUACACUAUUUUAAAUUAUGUAUAUAGAAACAUAAUACAUGUACCAAUGGUGCAACUGCAGAAUUCUUGCUUUUAUUAGAAUGUCAGAGGAAAUAAUCCCCAUAUUUUUCAGGUAUUAGAUAGACAAUGAAUUCACACUGGCUUUUCAACUAAUGUGUUUUAUGAAAACUGUGAUUCUCUUGAACACCACUAUUAUUGUCUGGUUCAUUUUUUCCAGUUUUGACAAGUUUGUAAACUUACUAAUAUCAUUUCACACCAGCUCACCGUGUAGUUGUUUGUACUGGACAUUAAUAAACCAAAAUAUCUUUAAAGUUUA